Messenger RNA from Camellia sinensis, 1382 nucleotides. The record is from RefSeq and is a predicted model, not a curated record. NCBI's taxonomy places the organism in Eukaryota, Viridiplantae, Streptophyta, Magnoliopsida, Ericales, Theaceae.
GCAAUAGCAAUAGCAAUACCACGUAGUUGCACUUGCACCAUAGUGAGCAGGCAGGUUUGAAUUGAAUUAUUAUAAGUCCAGUUUAGCACUGUGGAAUGCUUGCUUUGUCACCUUUAAGGACCAUCAACAAAGAUGAAAUUAGGGAGGAAGAGAUGGAGAGCUUUUCGAUCAGAGACAACAAUGUCUUUGCGGACAUUCCGGGUGAGAAAUUACUGGACAGUAUUGAUUUUGAUGACCUUUUCAUUGGCAUCAACGAUGGAGAUGUGUUGCCUGACUUGGAGAUGGAUCCUGAAAUCCUUGCCGAGUUUCAAACCAGUACCGGCUGUGAGGAAUCAGAGAAAGUAGAGGUUAAUAAUUCGAGAAAGGAGGAGGAGGAAGAAGAAGAAAACAAAGUCUCAAGUUGUUCUUCAUUCUUGAAUCAAGGAGAGGAAAUUGUGAGCAAGAGAGAUGAAUCUGUUGCUGAUGUGGAUUGGAUGCUAGAGCUGCACAGGAGAUUUGUGGAAGCAGUGGAGCAGCUGAGCGUGGAUGAGGCAGUCCCUUCAAGGAUUUUAGAGCUUAUGGGAAUUCAUUGUCUCACUCGCCAUAACAUUGCUAGUCAUCUUCAAAAAUACCGAUCGCAUAGGAAACAUUCGCUAGCUCGUGAAGCGGAAGCUGCAAGCUGGAGCCAGAGACGGCAAACAUAUGGUGGUGAUGGAGGAGGAGGAGGUGGUGGUGGUGGUGGUGGAAGCAAGAAUAUUAUGAGCCCUUGGGUGGUUGCGUCGCCUACCAUCGGCUUCCCUCCCAUGAGACCGUUGCAACAUUUCAGACCUUUACAUGUUUGGGGUCAUCCCUCAAUGGAUCCAUCCUUAAUCCACAUUUGGCCCAAACAUCUACUCCCUUCCCCAUCUCCACCACCACCACCACCACCGGCAGCUCCAUGGGCCCACCCAACCACACACCCUUCUCCACCAAGACCACUGCUAGACUCAUCAUUUUGGCACUUACACUACCAAAGGCAUAAGGUUCCAAAUUCUCUUACACCAGGAACACCUUGCUUUCCGCCACCACUGCCAACUACGAGAUUUGGCACUCCAACGGUCCCCGGGAUUCCACCCAAUGAUGCCAUGUACAGGCUCAACCCUGGCAUUGGUGUCCCUCCCAGACUAACAGGUCCCCACCCUCCAUUCGAUUUUCACCCGUCGAAAGAGAGCAUCGAUGCAGCUAUUGGAGAUGCUUUAUCUAAGCCAUGGCUGCCACUUCCUCUUGGACUAAAACCUCCAUCUCUUGAUAGUGUAUUGGGGGAACUACAACUUCAUGGAAUUCCCAAGAUACCACUCAAUUGUGCUUGAAAUCCUAAAAAUAAUUUGGUCAUUUCAAAUCAUAAAUAACCCUAAAUUUGACGA